Balaenoptera acutorostrata (minke whale) is the source of this 2443-nucleotide messenger RNA. It is a transcript of the gene SMTNL1, whose product is annotated as smoothelin like 1. Gene Ontology annotation, molecular function: protein binding. The record is from RefSeq and is a predicted model, not a curated record. The transcript is spliced from 8 exons. Lineage: Eukaryota; Metazoa; Chordata; Mammalia; Artiodactyla; Balaenopteridae. Gene Ontology annotation, biological process: actin cytoskeleton organization. Bases 108 to 2189 code for a protein of 693 amino acids. Gene Ontology annotation, cellular component: filamentous actin; microtubule organizing center.
AGAGCUGGGGGCUAGAAACCGCAGGGGCUUAAAGACAGCCCGGGAGUGCGGUCGCUCAGCUGGAGGAAGGAGACAGCUCCAAGCCCCCAGGGAGAGGCCCUACAGAGAUGGAGAAGAAGGAAGGGAAGCCCUCUGAGGACGGGACCCCUGUGUCCCCAGCCACGGAGGUCCCGGAGACAGUGGGAGGCGGAGCCUCUGCUGAGGAGGAGGCCACAGGCCCAGCUGAGAGGACCAUCACAGAGGGGCCUCCAGAUGGGGCAGGAAAGCAGGAGAGGGCACCAGCUGAGGGCAGCAUUUCAGCGGAAUUCCAGGGGGAAUCCAAAGGGGAGGCUGAACUUCAGAAGGAGGACAGGGGGAAGCAAGAGACCACCGUGGCUCCUCAGGAGAUGGCUGAGAGGAAGGAAGAGACCAACUCUGAACCCAAGGAGGCUGAGGGAAAAGAGGAGACCACGUUGGCCUCUGAGAACCAGAAGGCUGAUGAGAAAGAGGCCAAGCCUGGAUCUAGGGAGAAAGCCAAAGUGAGUGAUGAGGCACAGGCUGCUGGGGAGCAGGAAGACAAGGCUGGAGGCAGGGAGGCUGCUGGGAAGGAGGAGGCCAAGGCUGGAGGCAGGGAGGCCAAAGGGAAGGAGGAGGCCAUGGCUGGAGGCAGGGAGGCUGCUGGGAAGGAGGAGGCCAUGGCUGGAGGCAGGGAGGCUGCUGGGAAGGAGGAGGCCAAGGCUGGAGGCAAGGAGGCUGCUGGGAAGGAGGAGGCCAAGGCUGGAGGCAGGGAGGCUGAUGGGAAGGAGGAGGCCAUGGCUGGAGGCAGGGAGGCUGCUGGGAAGGAGGAGGCCAAGGCUGGAGGCAGGGAGGCUGAUGGGAAGGAGGAGGCCAUGGCUGGAGGCAGGGAGACCGAAGGGAAGGAGGAGGCCAUGGCUGGAGGCAGGGAGGCUGCUGGGAAGGAGGAGGCCAAGGCUGGAGGCAGGGAGGCUGCUGGGAAGGAGGAGGCCAAGGCUGGAGGCAGGGAGGCUGCUGGGAAGGAGGAGGCCAAGGCUGGAGGCAGGGAGGCUGCUGGGAAGGAGGAGGCCAAGGCUGGAGGCAGGGAGGCUGCUGGGAAGGAGGAGGCCAAGGCUGGAGGCAGGGAGGCUGCUGGGAAGGAGGAGGCCAAGGCUGGAGGCAGGGAGGCUGCUGGGAAGGAGGAGGCCAUGGCUGUAGGCAGGGAGGCUGCUGGGAAGGAGGAGGCCAAGGCUGGAGCCAGUGAGGCUGCUGGGAAGGAGGAGGCCACAGUGGCCCCUCAGAAGGAGAGUGACAAGACGGAGGAGCCCAAGGCUGAAGCCCAGGAGAAAGCCAGUGCUCCAGAGACCAAGUCAGACUCUCAGAAGAAGACUGCCGUGGAAGAUGAGGCCAAGCCUGAACCACAGGAGGAGGUGGUGAAGGAGGAGGUUAAGGAGGAGGUGGAGCCAGGCUGGCCUGACGAAGAGCAGGACCAGGGUGUGGAGGAAGAGUCAGAGGAAGGGGCAGGAGUGCUCCCCAGCUCCGCCGAGGAAUGGCCCGAGAGCCCCACGGAGGAGGGCAGCGGCCUCAGCCCCGACGGGCUGGGUCCAGACACCGCAGCUUCCGGAGAGACCAGUCCUUCAGCCAGUGACUCUUCACCCAGCGAUGUGUCCCCGAGUCCCACGGAGCCCCCUCCCUCCCAGGAGAAGAAGAAAGAGAAAGCACCAGAGCGCAGGGUGUCAGCCCCUGCCCGGCCCCGGGGGCCCCGUGCCCAGAACCGCAAAGCCAUCGUAGACAAGUUUGGGGGCGCAGCCUCGGGCCCCACGGCCCUGUUCCGGAACACCAAGGCCGCGGGGGCAGCCGUCGGCGGCGUUAAGAACAUGCUUCUGGAGUGGUGCCGGGCCAUGACGAGGAGCUACGAGCACGUGGACAUCCAGAACUUCUCCUCAAGCUGGAGCAGUGGCAUGGCCUUCUGCGCCCUCAUCCACAAGUUCUUCCCCGAUGCCUUUGACUAUGCUGCGCUGGACCCCGCCAAGCGCCGGCACAACUUCUCCCUGGCCUUCUCCACAGCCGAGGAACUGGCCGACUGUGCCCAGCUGCUGGAGGUGGAUGACAUGGUGCGGCUGGCAGUGCCCGACUCCAAGUGCGUCUACACCUACAUCCAGGAGCUGUACCGCAGCCUCGUGCAGAAGGGACUGGUGAAGACCAAGAAGAAAUGAGGGAAGAAAUGAGGGGCUGACCAACCCUGUGGGCAGAGGCGGGCAGGGGGCCCAGCUGACCAGCCGUGGCCCAGAGGCUCACUUCUGCUCACGGUGGCAGCAGUGCCGGGGCUCAGACAAGGGCAGACGGCACCAGUCUUAACUACAUGAAAAGCUCUUUUGUAAAAUCCGGUCUAGCCCCUUAGUGCUCCCUCCCUACCCCACCAGCAACAUCUCUCACUCGGAUAAUAAACCCCGGCCGCCAGGGUUCCUCA